This is a messenger RNA of Biomphalaria glabrata, 1537 nucleotides long. RefSeq lists its product as uncharacterized. The transcript is spliced from 9 exons. NCBI's taxonomy places the organism in Eukaryota, Metazoa, Mollusca, Gastropoda, Planorbidae. Bases 72 to 1439 code for a protein of 455 amino acids. The record is from RefSeq and is a predicted model, not a curated record.
UCCAACAUUGCCCAUUAAAUAUAGAGCUUUGACUCUAGAGCUUGAUCUACGAAUGAAUCGUAUAUCAAACAAUGACUAAAAGUGUGUGCAGUUUUAACAUAACCAUUCUAAUUGGGUUUUAUUUCAUAAUUACAUCGUCUUUCUUUUGUGGAUUAUCAAAAGAAUGCAAUGUCACUUGGUUUGGUUACAACUGUAAACAAAAAUGUCGAUGUCAAGAUGGCACUUGUAAAGAAGAUGGUAGUUGUUUUUUACACCAAAAGUGUCAUCCAUAUUAUUUUGGACCUCAAUGUCAAUUUAGGUUAAUGAUGUACAAAAACAUGCCAAUUCUGUCGGAUGGUGAUGACCAUACGUGUUUGAAUAUUUCUCAUGCUAAUAAAUCAGUACAGUUCAUAUUGGAAGAAAGUAUUAAAUUUACGUGGCUACGAAUAGUUCAAAGCUCAGAGUCCCAGGAUCUUGUUCGUCUUUAUUACCUUGAAAGCCUUUCCAAUAGAUUAAAAAAAUGUGCCCUCUUGAAGGUUUUUCGUAUUGACAAUACUACCAUUGACGUGGCUUGUGACAUCAAUUGUACAGUUAGUGAACUCUAUGUCUAUUGGGAGUCUGAACCUUCGCUAUGCUCUGUUUAUAUCAAUGCAGGAAUGAAUCUCCUAUUACAUCAAUAUGUCAAUGCAACAGAUGAAGAUUAUGAGCAUUCCAGUUACGUUCUCAAUGAUGGAGAUACAAGUCAGUCCCAAUGCAUUAAAGCUCAAGACAAAAAGACUACAGUACUUUGGAAUGUUUUCUUGGACGAACCAAAGCAUAUAAAUUUUAUCGUAAUUUACAGUAGUUUUACUUACUCAAUAAGUGGCUUUGGUGGUCACGAGAACAGAGAAAUGUUUCAACUGGUUCAUACUUCUGAACAGAACGCAAUGUUCCUCAUACCUUAUUCCAGUUUUUCCUAUUUAACAAGACUGCAGUUAGUUGUUUAUCCAAAUCAAAAGCUAAAUACAGCCCUUUGUGAAAUAGAAGCCUUUGGUGAAUGUUCUCCCCCUAAGUAUGGCAUAACUUGUUCCAAAAUAUGUAGCCAAGAUUGCACUGAUCAAAGGUGUCACUUCAAUGGAGAGUGUUAUAAAGGUUCUUCUGCUGGAGUUGAAAAUCAUGUAACAAGUCCAAGUCCACCAGAAUUAAAGCCAAACGCACAUCUAGACUCUAGCAAUUUCUUUACAAUUGUUCUUGUCCUAACGCUUGGUCUAUCUGGUGCUUUCAUGUGUAUAAUAUGUGUGUAUAGAAUAAUUAAUGAAAUAUUAACAUCCAGAGGUCAGACUCAUAUGUCGUCAUCAACAGCAAGCUAUGGACAUUCUAGCCAACGAACAUCACAAUCAACUUCUGCAACCACAACUGCCAACACUGGUUUGCGGAUUAAGCGAGCUAGAUUUAAAUACUUCAGUACGUCAAAUUUAUAGUGUUUAGUUGUUAUUAUUUUUCUGAGUUUGUAUAUUCUAAAAUACUUUAAAUUUUAAGAAAAUGAUACUAGAUUGUAUUAAAAAGGGAAAAUAAACCU